AUGACCGUCGUGGUGAACAUGAUUCGGGAUGACACAAGUGGUGAUGUUACUGGUCGUAAUGAGGAUGGGAGUGGCAGGCACGAUGAUACAGUAGGUGCGAUAGCGAUGACGAUCGUAUCGAUGAUGUUGUGCAUCGAUGUCGCGUGUCUGCAACACAAACACAUGGGCAGAAAGCAUGACUCUCAGCCUGUCUCAGGAGCCGAGAAGAGCAAGGUUGUGGUCAUGACCGCUGAGCCCAUGAAGCCUAGGCUACUUGCUGCAGCCGUCCGUGGGCACCACUCCGGCGCCGUUGCCUCCUUUGCCGGCGCCACCCGCGAGACCUUCGUUGUCGACCGCUGGAGCACGUUUGUCAUCAAUCUCGCGGGCCCUUUGGGCGAAGCGCGGCGCCUGCACGCGAUCCGGGAGCUUGCAAAGGUCGGGCUCCACGGUCGCUACCAAUUCUGGCCCGCUGUGUCGGCCUACGACGAUGCCUCGCUGGCCAAGGAGCUGGGGAAGAAGCACUGCCCCUGUGAUCCUCAGUCGGCGCUGGCGCUUAGCCACAGGCGCAUCUACGAGGCCAUCAUUGCGGAAAGGUGGCCAUGCGCUACGAUCUUCGAGGAUGACGUGUCUCUUGCGCGUAACUUCAGCCGACGACUGGAGGCUGUGUCCAACAGUCUACCCGCCUUCGACACACUGCAGCUUGGCUACUGCAAGCGCGGGAAGAAGGUAAGCACCGGACCAGAUGACCAGAUGUCUCUCCCGACUCUGAAGUAUGGCUGGCCCGGGGCCUGCCUCCACGCUGCCAUCAUCAGCUUCCAGGGAGCAGCUCUUCUCGCAGAGGUGAACACCCCUCUGCGAACGCACGCGGAUGGAGCCAUGGACCCAAAGCACUGGCCGAACCAGACGCGCGCUUUCCUCGAUCGCAAGCCAGGCAGUGUGCCGGGAUCUUACUGGUACACCGAGCCUAUCUUGGCCUGGCAGGGUGCCGAUACUCUCGCGGGCGGUGCCUGA
Molecule: messenger RNA, 990 nt
Organism: Symbiodinium sp. CCMP2592
Lineage: Eukaryota; Dinophyceae; Suessiales; Symbiodiniaceae
Source: the annotation of a GenBank genome assembly